AUGAAAAUAUUUCAACUAAGUUUACUCUUGAUUGCUGUGUUGUCCGUUAAUAGUCAAUAUAGUCAACCGCAAGUAAGAGGAAAUACAGCUUUUAGAAGAAUUUCUGAUCAAUUGGGUCGUCCUAUAUAUAAUUUUUUUCGAAGAUGGUUUUGGAUAGCAACCGGUAGUAUACGAGAUUUAGAAGAAGAAAACCGAAAGUUAGAGAUAACACAACAUGCUUUAGAAAAAAUCCGUCCAGAAUAUGUUGAUAAAUUUUUUUGUGAUAUAGAUGGACCGGGAAAACGAAGUGAUGCUGUUCCAACAAGAGUCCAUCAAUUACGACCAGGUGAUAUAGAUAUAAUUGGAGCUAUGGGUGAUUCACUUUCAUCAGCAAAUGGUGGAUAUUCAACACAACCUUUGCAUCUCGCUAAUGAAUUUCGUUCGAUUGCAUGGUCGGGUGGUGGUAAAGGAACAUAUUUUACACAUGUUACCUUACCAAAUAUUUUAAAAAUGUUCAAUCCAAAAUUAUAUGGUUAUUCAACUGGUGAUGGUUUAACAAUUGAUAAAAGUUCUAAAUUUAAUUUGGCUGAACCGAUGACAAUGUCACCUGAUCUAUUAUUUCAAGCUAAAGUUUUAAUUAAUCGAAUGAGAAAUGAUGGAAAAGUUGAUUUUAAGAAUCAUUGGAAAAUGAUAACAAUAUUUAUUGGAAAUAAUGAUUUUUGUUCAGAUUCAUGUCAUUAUGAGAGUUAUGAAAAAUGGGUUGAUUUACAUGAAAAAGAAUUAAUAAAAACAUUACGUUAUUUAAGGGAUCAUGUACCAAGAUUAAUUGUCAAUGUAGUAGGUUUACCUGAUUAUACGAAUUUGUUUAAAAUAACAAAUUCUCCGAUUAGAUGUUAUGUUAUUUAUAGAGCUGGAUGUCAUUGUUUAUUUCAACCACAUAUGACAGUUGAAAAAUUGGGUUAUGUUAAAAGAGGUGUUGAUUUAUGGAAUGAAAGAGACAAGAAGAUUUCGAAUAUGGAAGAAUUUCAUACAAAUGAUUUUGCUGCUAUUUAUCAACCCUUUAUGACAAAUGUUACUUAUUUUGUGAAUGAGAAAGAAGGUAUAGCCGAUUUAAGGUAUAUGGCAUUUGAUUGUUUCCAUUUUAGUCAAUUGGGACAUGCAAUGGCUGCUUUAGGACUAUGGCAAAAUUUAAUGGAGCCUAAAUCAAAUAAAUCAGAUUAUUGGAAUCCUAAUUUAAAUAAAGUUUUCAAAUUGAAGUGUCCCACCGAAGAAUUCCCAUAUAUAAGAGUUGAUUAA
Molecule: messenger RNA, 1275 nt
Organism: Condylostylus longicornis
Lineage: Eukaryota; Metazoa; Arthropoda; Insecta; Diptera; Dolichopodidae
Product: phospholipase B1, membrane-associated-like
Exons: 4
Coding region: 1-1275 (424 amino acids)
Biological process (GO): phospholipid metabolic process
Molecular function (GO): glycerophospholipase activity
Source: RefSeq, a predicted model, not a curated record